AUAAAUAAGGGUUAGAGAGAUACAAGAGAAGCUCACACAAACCUAAGGAACCAAAGUAGUGGUUCUACAGUUGGAGGAAGAACAAGAACCAUGAAGUCUGUCUUGGCUUUUCUCAUCCUUUCUUCACUUUUCUUGUUUACUAGUUCAGUUGAUGCAAGAAAAGACCCAUCAGAAUAUUGGAAGGAUGUGAUGAAGGAUCAACCAAUGCCUGAAGCAAUUCAAGACCUUCUCAGCUCAAAUCCUGGAUCUGUUUCACCCCUGGAGAACCAGAAGGAGAAAAAGUUUAAUUUGGAUAAAAAUCUCUACAGCAUUGCUAUCAUCUAUCAUGGGCUUGAUGAACAUAAAGAAGACAAGAUCCCUAGGAAGGACUCUGAGCUGAGCCUUGAAGUUGGGCAAGAAGAGAAGAAAUCUUCUGUGAAUUGAACGACUACAUCUUUCUUUACAAUGAUGCUUAUUAGGGUCUAUAAUUUUUCAAAUCCAUUUUCAUCUGUUUAUUGCUUGUUUUUGUGUUCCAUCAUGUUUGACUGAGUUUUUGGCUUUGUGUGCUUUUAUGCUAUUUACUGUUAUUGACUGUUUCAGUAAUUUGUAUCCAAGAGAGUGGAGAGCUUCUUUGGUUUUCGGCUUUUUUCUAAUAAAAUCUGAAUUGGGUUGUGAGUCUA
This is a messenger RNA of Macadamia integrifolia, 659 nucleotides long. RefSeq names its product organ-specific protein S2-like. The record is from RefSeq and is a predicted model, not a curated record. The transcript is spliced from 2 exons. Lineage: Eukaryota; Viridiplantae; Streptophyta; Magnoliopsida; Proteales; Proteaceae. The coding region runs from base 91 to 423 and encodes 110 amino acids.